AUGCUAGCAGCGCGCUUGGGCGCCUUGGCAGCUCUGCUGCUCCUACAUAUUCUCAGCGUCACAGCGCAGCGCAAUACAUCGCAUCUACCGGACGAUGCUUUCCAGAGAUUUACUGCAAACGAUCCUGCACCGUUUCUCGAUUUCCGCACGCACGAUUCCCUACUUUCGCACCUCUUGAUCCCACGCGUUGCAGGCACGGAGAAUAGCACACUUGCACGGACAGCCAUCAUUGACGCACUUUUUAAGCAGCGCGACGCAAAUAACCAGCCGAAGUGGCGUAUUGAUACGCCAACGUUCGAGGCAUCCACGCCGCUGGGCCCUCGCAAUAUGACCAAUAUUGUGGCGACGCGCGAUCCUGCGGCGCCGCGCAAGCUAGUGCUUGCGGCUCAUUAUGACUCAAAAUACUUUCCGCCUGGGCCCAAGGAGGGGUUUAUAGGCGCUACCGAUAGCGCGGUAUCGUGCGCCUUGCUUGUCGAUACCGCGUACGCACUUGAAGAAGCCUUGGACCGAUACACUAGUGCAAUGAAAGCACGGCGAGACACACAGCAUGAAGAAACUAACAUGGACGAUAUUACUCUUCAACUUAUAUUUUUUGACGGCGAGGAAGCGUUUGUGGAAUGGACCGCAGACGAUUCCGUGUACGGCGCGAGAAAUCUUGCAGAGCAAAUGGCGUCCACAUGGGUUGCGCCGUUCAAUACACUUGCGCCGCGCUACAAUACUCGCGCUCCUGUGCUUGAAAUUGAUCAAAUCGAGCACUUUAUCUUGCUGGAUUUGCUGGGCGCGCGAGGGACGCCAGUGCCGUAUUAUUUCAAUACGACUCGGUGGAUGCAUACCAUGUGUAUGAAUCUCGAGCAAAGACUGCGCGAUAUGCACGCACUGUACCCUGCAGGAAUGGAUGCGCUUGGUUUGUUCGUCGAUAAACAAGGGCCCGACUCUAUUGAGGAUGAUAACAUACCGUUCCUCCAGAAAGGCGUCGAAAUCCUGCACUUGAUUCCGUUUCCGUUUCCUAGCGUGUGGCAUUCCACUCGCGAUGACGCAUCCGCGCUAGAUUACAAUACCAUACACGCAUGGGCCAUGGUUCUACGUACAUUUACUGCAGAGUAUAUGGGGUUGGUCAAGUAG
Molecule: messenger RNA, 1122 nt
Organism: Malassezia vespertilionis
Lineage: Eukaryota; Fungi; Basidiomycota; Malasseziomycetes; Malasseziales; Malasseziaceae
Product: glutaminyl-peptide cyclotransferase
Exons: 1
Coding region: 1-1122 (373 amino acids)
Molecular function (GO): glutaminyl-peptide cyclotransferase activity; zinc ion binding
Source: RefSeq, a predicted model, not a curated record